AUGGUUUGUUGUGAAUGGGUUGGGGGGUGGGUGUUGUUGGGGGGGGGGUGGGUGGUUUGGUGGGGGGGGGUGUUUGGGGGGUGUGUGGGUGGGGGGGGGGUGGGUAGGGGUUUGGUUGUGGAGUGGGUGGUGUGUGGGGUUGGGGUUGGUGUGAGGGGGGGGUUGAUGGUUGGGGGAUGGUGGGGGGAAGGGGUGGUGGGGUGUUAUGGGGGUGUUGGGGGGGGGGUGUUGGGGGGGGGGGAGGGGGGUAGGGGGGUGGGGAUGGUUGGGGGGAGUGUGUGGAAGUGUUGUUUAUUGGGUUUUUGGGGGGGUGUGAGGUGGGGGGGGGGGGGUAGGAUUGGGUGGAUUGGGGUUUAG
Messenger RNA from Knipowitschia caucasica, 357 nucleotides. The record is from the annotation of a GenBank genome assembly. Lineage: Eukaryota; Metazoa; Chordata; Actinopteri; Gobiiformes; Gobiidae.